AACUUCUGAAAAAGCCCCCAAGUGCACCAGUUUUAUACAGUACAUCUGUUCUGAAUGUCUCAUGUGAAUGAUUCAGUUGCGACAUGGAAAACCUGACCUUUGUGUACAAUGUGAGGAUUUUUGCCAUGGACCCUUCCCCUCUGACAAACCAUGAGUUUAUCCCAGACGUGGUUUCCAUAAACCUGAGUGCUGCUUGGUUCACUGUCCUUGCAAAGGGUGCUAAUAUCCGACUCUUCUUAUUACAUUAUGAAGUGUAACAGCGUUACGCUAAAUGUGUCCAGUAAAAUGGAAAGUGACACACAAGCCCUCUCUUCUUUUUCUUUUUUUUUCUACAGACGUUAUUGAAAUGGGGCUGCGACCCUGGAGCAUCCGGACCGUAGGGGGCGCUGUUUGAAUCCAGCUCCGCGGCUUCCAGCCCAGCCGAGCGGUGCCAUAGCUUCCCAUUGAAAGUCGGAAGUCGUGCCUAGGUUCGUGAAACUUGUCAAAAUGGCUGAGGACAACAGUUAUGAGUCGAUGCUCUGCGUAAAGCCAGAGGUUCACGUUUACAAGAUCCCACCGCGGGCCUCUAACCGUGGAUAUCGGGCCGCCGACUGGAAGCUGGAUGAACCUGCAUGGAGCGGAAGGAUGAAAAUUACAGCUAAAGGCAAGAUGGCCUACAUCAAGUUAGAGGACAAAAACACAGGAGAGCUGUUUGCACAGGCUCCGGUCGAACAGUAUCCAGGCAGCGUAGUUGAAGCCGUCACAGACUCCAGCAGGUAUUUUGUCAUCCGGAUAGAAGACGGAAAUGGACGUCAUGCUUUCAUCGGUAUGGGUUUUGCUGACCGCGGGGACUCAUUUGACUUCAACGUUGCUUUACAAGACCAUUUUAAGUGGGUCAAACAAGAGGGUGAGAUUGCGACCAUGGAAGCCUCUCAGAGCGCAGCUCCAAAACUGGACCUGAGCUUCAAGGAGGGUCAGACCAUCAAGAUCAGCAUUGGGCAAAACAUUAAGAAGAAAGAAGCAGGUGGAGGUAAAGCACGACCCGUGGGUGGUGGUCUGCUCCCCCCUCCCCCUGGAGCAAAGGCUGGAGGUUUCCUGCCACCCCCUGGAGGACAGCAGUCUGUCCCCACCGUGCAGACUAACACUAACGCUGCUCCUCUGUUGGACUUUGCUUCCCCUGGCCCCCCAGCUGCCCAGCCCAGCUCCGACUUGUGGGGAGAUUUCACAUCUGCUGGUUCAAACUCCAACAAUGAUGCUGUCAAAUCUGGAUGGGUGCAGUUUAGUUGAGUCAUGAGAAAACGCGCUCACACUCAGGUUCCACACAUUCCUUGGACAGGACGAUUGUGACAAAAAGAAGCUCAGAGAGGAACUGUUAGCUCAUUCGCUGCACACUCCACUCACGCACUCUAAAGAAUAGCCCGCUGACCAACACACUGUGGAGGAACAAACAUUUGUCUACUUAUUCUACUUCACCCUCUGCUGUGCAUUAGGAUUGAGUUUUACCAUCUCUGCUCUUUAAAAUGAGUCUGUGAUCGAAAGGGAAAGCCGACUCGUUACACUAACCAAGUAAAAAAAGAAGAAAAAAAAUCCUCCUCUGCCUUAAAUCACAUUUUCCAUAUUUUUGUAGCCUCUUUGUCCUUUUGACUCUGUCCAAAAUCAGAUUUCAUCCUCUUUGUGUCUUCAUUGAACCAUGCAUACGUGUUCCCAUCUCAGAAUGAUCUCAUUACACCAGCAUUACUCAUCUCAAGGCUUUUUUUUUUUGUUCCUAAACUUUUGGGAAAAUACUCUUAAGAGUCCCUGUUUUUAUUGAGCUUUACACCAGCGUCUGUCUCGUCCUUUCUUUUGUUAUUUGUUUUUAUUUCCCUGUAUUCUGUCUUAGUACACCUUUAAUCUUUUGUUAAUAUUUGAUGAUUCGUUUUACAUUAAGCAAAUACCGGGACUGUUUUUAAUCCAAUGGAAACACCAGCUAGAUAGUUUGUCUCGCUGAAAUAUGAACGUGUUGUUUUUGACAUGUUCUCUGUCUUUAUGCAAAACCCCUUGUGUCUUUCUUCUUUCUUCAACGUGCCUUUUACCCAUCUUAAAUGUCCUGACACUUCCCAAACAACUCUGAAAAAGUGCCUUCCUGAGAAUGACCUAAAGUGUACAAAAUAUAAACCUAUGUCCUUCUGUAAAUAAAGUACAUAUAUUUCAUCA
This is a messenger RNA of Menidia menidia (Atlantic silverside), 2172 nucleotides long. Lineage: Eukaryota; Metazoa; Chordata; Actinopteri; Atheriniformes; Atherinopsidae. The record is from the annotation of a GenBank genome assembly.